Messenger RNA from Pelobates cultripes (western spadefoot toad), 7088 nucleotides. Lineage: Eukaryota; Metazoa; Chordata; Amphibia; Anura; Pelobatidae. The record is from the annotation of a GenBank genome assembly.
ACCUGUGCCCUGACCCCGCCCACUCACCGGCCACGCCCACUCACUGGAACUGGGCGUGUCCUCGAGGUAGACGCGGACGUGAUGACGUAGCUGGCGGUGGGCGGUGUUUACCGGUAUGUGACGUCCGUAAGAUGGUGGUGGGCGCCUUCCCUAUCGCUAAGCUCCUGUACCUGGGAGUCCGCCAGCUGAGCAAACCCCUGGCCAACCGCAUUAAAGCCGGCGCACGGCGGAGCGAGUUCUUCCGGACUUACGUCUGCCUGCCGCCCGCUCAAGGUGAUUUGGCCUAACUGGGCUUCUGUAGGGGACUGCGUGGGUGCUGAGCCAAUGGGAGAGCGGGGCAGGAGCAAGCGGACCAAUCAGAGAGCGGGGCGGGUGUAAGCGGACCAAUCAGAUUGCGGGGAUUUAAAAGGGCGCUGCUCUCUGUCAGUUUGAGGUCACCCUGCCUGGCAGGUCCCAUGCUGGGCUGUGAUGGUCUCAGUAACUCUCAUUGGUAACCACUGGUAUCCUAGCAACUGAGGAGCAUGGCUACCAGAACUUACUGAGCAUCAUGGGAAAUGUAGUCUAGAACAGCUGCAGUGCCAAAGUUUUAAAUUUCCCAGGUUCUCUAAUCAGAGUUUCCAGCUCUGCCAUGAUCUUCUGGGCACUCAUAACUAAUUAAUGUGUUGGCUCAUUAAAAGUGCUGCUCUAAAGUAUGUAGCAUUGAUAUGCUGCUGGGGUAAACUACUGUACUAGAGCAGGUUUCCUGCUUGUGUAAUACCUUGAUUUCCAUACUGAAGCAUAUUUAGGCCGCAUACCACAGAGCAGCACUGUCCUAGUAUAUAGAUAAUAUAAAGAAAUCAAACCGUCACGCGGCUGAUUUUAUUAUUAUAUAGAACUGGGUAGGCAAUCGUAGUCACUCCGGAUGUUGUGGACUGCAUCACCCAUAAUGCUCUUACAGCCGUAAUGCCGGCAAAGCAUCAGUGGAGAUGUAGUCCACAACAUCUGGAGUUCCGAAGAUUGACCACACCUGUUAUAGAGUAUUGGAGAUUAUCACAGGGAGUAUCUUUUGCUCAAACUCAUGUUGCACACCAAAGAAAUGGGGUACAGCGAAAACACUUCACCCCAAAAUGCAGAGAACCUCACAGGUUGCUGACGUGCUUUAGUGGGUAACUGCAAACCUCCGUGUACCAAUUUAAGAUAACGUGUCACUUGUAUUAAUUUAUUAAUUAGAAUUAUGAAUUAAUUUAAGAACACACCCCUGGCAGUUAUGCUGAUGUGAUAUACCAUAUAUUCUAUUCUCUUUAUUGGGUGUUUUCCGCAUUUGAUUGGCCCAUAUGCCAAAUCUGUCAGUAGAGGAUGGGCACACUGUCAUCACUGUCAGUCUCAGCAGAGCAGUGGUGAGAGGGGACACAUUGCCAGAUUUGUUUUCAUUGGGAGAGUGCCUGCAAUAGAUGAGGAAUACUUCAAAAAUUAAAGUGAGUGUUAGUUACUUUAAAAGCAGAAUUAUCACUUCCACAGAAGUGACAGUUCCUUCACCCCAGUAAAUACUAAUUCAGCAUUUACUGGGGUGAACAGCAGAAGUAAGUAAGAAAACGUAACACCACUGCAGUUCUGUAAUGUGACUGGUGAGGUUUUAACAUUUAAAAAAAUAUCAUAACCUUUAACUUUUAGUUAACUAUUAUGUUAAAAUGGAGGAAGUGCCAGUUCUUCUACAAAAAUGAUAACGUGAUAUAUACCAUACUGAAUGUGAAGAUUUUAUAAUUAUUGUGUGGAAUCCUGGCUCCCUAUAAUCUAUGUGUGAAAUUCUGUGGUCUGUAGUGGUUCCCAAACUAGUCCUCAUGGCCCACCAACAAUCCAGGAUUUGUGUAUUUACCAUGUUUAUUCCAAUGGAGAUAUUGACAAUAUCUGGACUGUUGGUGGACCUUGAUGACUGGUUUGGGACUGUUAACUAGAGUGUUUUCGAGAGGGUGCUCAGUAUAUAAUGCUCUGAAUGGAUAAACUGCCUCUUUACCCAUGCCUUUCACCAAAAUUACAGGGUACAGGUUUACAAUACCUGACAGUAGGUUUUCUGGAAAAAGAAUACUGCAAGCCAAUGCUGACAUUGCUUUCAUCUCUUUGUUAAUGGAUUAAAGGAACACUCUGCAUAGAUAAAGCAGAUCAGCAUGGUGAAAUGCUUUAUGUAUCUGAAGUCUGCCAUUUUCAUGACAGUUUAUAAAAGCUCAGACUUCAGUAUAAAUUAGCUUUUUCAUAAUUGGGCCACAAAGACCUCCCUGACACGUGCCUGCCUUCUCCCAUUGUUAAUGAGCUGUGCUGCACCUCUUUAGAAAAAGCAACAAGAAGCUCUGAGUACAGAUUGAAAGUUUGUACUGGGGAAACGGGAGGGUUCUCUGUAGCUUUUGGAAGUUGUUGGUUUUUUGUUUUCUUAUUUUCUCUGUGUAAAUCUACUAAAUUGUUAAAAAUGAAUACAUUAAAGAAACACUAUAGAGUCAGGAACACAAACAAGUAUUCCUGACCCUAUAGUGUUAAAACCACCAUCUGCCCCCCCUAAAAAUAGUAAAAUCUUACUUUUGUUCAAGUCUGUGGCUGCUGACUCUGCCCCUGAUCUGCCUGCUUGGCGGACAUCAUCAGAAGUGAUUCUCUGAGCCCAUCACAAUGCUUUCCAAUAGGAUUGCCUGAGACUGUCAAGGAGGCAGAUCAGGGGCAGAGCCAGCACAAGUCAAACACAGCCCUGGCCAAUCAGCAUCUCCUGAUAGUGAUGUAUUGAAUCAAUUCAUCUCUAUCAGGAAAGUUCAGUGUCUGCAUGCAGAGGGUGGAGAUACUGAAUGGCAGUCACACUGUACAGCACUGUCAUGGAAGCACCUCUAGCAGCCAUCUGAGGAGUGGCCAGGGGAGUUAUCACUAGGCUGUAAUGUAAACACAGAAUUUUCUCUGAAAAGACAGUGUUUACAGCAAAAAGCCUGACGGGAAAGAUUCUACUCACCGGAACAAAUACAAUAAGCUGUAGUUAUUGUGGAGACUAUAGUGUCCCUUUAAGUGUUCCUUUAGUUUACCAGUUAUGGCACUCGCUCACUAAAAUGAAAGAGAACAAAUGUUGACCUAGGCAUUGUGCUAGCAAAUGUAUAGAAAAUAUUUAUAUUAUAAAUAAAGAUUACAAAAAAAAAAAAAGCCCAUUCCCCCCGUUCAAUCAAUUGUCCGUCCAACUUGGCUGGUUUCAGCCUUUAAAAUCACCAUUUUGUAAAAAAAAAAACGCUAUGCAUACAAAGCAUAAAGCGGAAGCAAGAGCAACGUUUAACUAAAACAUGGGCCUUUUUAAAAAAAAAAAAUGUUAUUGUAACCGUUCAAUUUGUUUAUAUUGCAAACCGCAACAGUAGUCUCAGGGUCCACUGUCUCAUUAAAGUGAUCCAGGGACAGAAACCAUGUGAGAACUGACUUAGGGGUAAUGCUCCCCAGGGAGACAAUGUAUAGCAAAUAUUUCCCCCACACAGAGCUGAUGUCCGGUGUAGGGAUUGAGUGUUCGCGAGAGCUUGAAGAUUAAUUAUUGUGUGAGUGAAGCAUUGCUCACAGUUCUGGAAAAAUUCAUAUGAACAGCCACAGGAAAAUAUAGCAGAUGAUUUGUGAUACAGACGACGCGGUCAAGGUUUGAGAUAGAUGUAUCAUCAUUCUAAAAAUAAAUGCAGAGUUCUAAAAUAAUUGUGAGACCAGCAAUACUGAUAGCUAGUAACAAUGACCCUAUCAUGAAAAUGUUUGGGAGUUUGUAACAAAUGUCAAAUAUCCCUUGAGUGAUGAAUAAAUAGUGCUGGGUUGGAAAAUGUGCGUUUUGUUUACUGCACACUUAAUUUUAGAUUGAAACUGGUCAAAUCACAGAGCUCUUGCCUUAGAGCAGCAGCAUUUUUUAAGUUCACUGUAGUUGAGCAGUUUGAAGCCUCUCUGAAGAAAUGAGAGUUGGCUCAGGGUUAUGCAAAGUUCCGUUGGUGCAAUGUGACUGUUUACAACAACACUCCGGGCACCAUAACAACUUCAUUAAAAUGGGCACCAUAACAACUUCAUUAAAAUGGUUUAACCCUAAGGUUGGUAAUAAUAUCACAACUUACUGGAUAGUGAAUACAAAAUGGCGACCCCUUUUACCUGCACAUAAAUAUUUAUUUACUAGCUGGGUUAGUCAUUAAAAUGUAAUUUGCCUGGAAUUAGAAGUUAAAUAUGCAGAACAGUUUUGUUUACCUUUUACUACAUAAGCUGGGCUUGAAAUGGGGGUGGGGUAAACUUGAAAUUUUAGGCCAAAAUCUGAAAGACUGUGAAACUCUCCCAAGUCAACUCUGUUUUCAAUAUGUACUUUUUAGACUAAAUUGUGAAAUUCACUUUCAAAUCCCAGCAAUUCCAGGUUUAGUCAAGAACCCUGUCUGUUAUUUCCCAGCAUUUUAUUUGAUCACAGGGACACUAUUUGUAGGGGUAUAAGGAGGCAUAGUUAAUUAAUAGGGCAUUACUGAACAUAUUUGGUGAGCUUCUAACAUUCUAAUAGGUAUUUGUGAUACACAGGACUAAUUCUUCAGAAUGUGAAUUUCAUAUAUUGAGUAAGAGGUUGAGUUAAGCAACUGUGACGGAAGACGAGUGCCAAGAUCUGUUAAAUAUUCUGAACCAUCAGGCACCAGCUGUAAUAGCUUUAAAGCUGUUAUUUUAAUAACUUGCACAUUUUUUCUUUGACUUUUUUUUUUUCUUUAAGUCACUCCACUAAACACAUUAGCAAGGUUCGCUGGGGCCAUGACUUAUGCAGAGGAGUUCAAGACAUAAUUUAUCUCCACCAUUUAUUGGGUCAUAAGUAGGGCCAUCUUGAGGAAUGUCGCUCUCAUUACCCGUAGGAUGAACAUCCACUCUGUGUUGCGGUUAAUUUCAAUUGAACGGUGAAUAGAACUUAGUUUAUUUGCAUCAAAUGUCAGUCCUUGCAUAAACAGAAAGGUAUCUGAUACCCUACUAUGUUUGAACUAGGAAAUUUAAAAAAACGGUCAUAAUAUAAACAUUACUCUUUAAAAUAUACAUACAUCAUUAAAAUCGCCCAUGUAUGCAAUAAAGAAAUCCGGAUUACUUCCUCGGACACCCCCAAAGUAUCCCACAAUACCUAGCGUGUGGCUGCAUGCUAAGCAUUACUGGAUAUCUUUGUCUCUCAUUGCCAUGGGCAUUGAAAAAAAAUAAAUUGCUAAUAAUUGAACUAUUCAUCUGGUAGCCAAUUGUAGAAUUAAAAUGUUAUUCCUAAUGAAAUUGUUUUACACCAAUAUUGUAAAAAGAGAAGGCCUGCUUGGUUAUUUAUCAGUGAGAAAUGUCCAGUUUUAUUAUUUUGGCCUAAUAUUUGCAAGUUCUGUUUUUAAUCUUCCACCUGUGAUAUAUCAUUGCUAAUACUCUAUUAAAGAAGAACAAAGGAGACCUAGCGUUUUCCUAGGAGCCUGCAUCUAAUCUAAACAGCCCAACAAAAUGCUCCCACAGAUUAACUUUUCUUUGCAAAAAAAAUAAUUCCUUGAGGGCAAGGUCCUCAUGCUUGAUACUACUCCUUCUUUAUUAUGCAUUCAGUCUCUCUCUCUCUCUGCAGUGUACCACUGGGUAGAGAUGCGGGCGAAAAUGAGGAUCAUGGGGUUUCGUGGUGCAGCUAUCAAGCCUUUGAAUGAAGAAGUAGCAGCAGAGUUGGGAGCAGAGCUGUUGGGAGAAGCCAUAAUUUUCCUCGUUGGAGGUGGUUGUCUUGUGGCAGAGUAUUCAAGGCAGUCUGCAAACUCCAAAAGGAAAGAGGAAGAACUAGAGGCCCGACUAAGUGUAAUGGAGGCAGAAAUUGCACGUUUGGGGCUCCUAACAGAGGAGGUGGACGCUAGGGCUCGUGGAGUAGAACGAAAACAGUUGGCGAAGUGAUCCACCCUAUUGGGAAAAGGCUCUAUCCUUUUACCUGCUUUCCCCCCCCAAAAAAAACUACACCCUGACACUGGAGACAGCAAGGAAGCUGGUUUGGCACUGCAUGGGCUUGCCUAGUGCAAGCCAUACCCCUGAGGAUUUUUUUUUGCAGAAUUUACAGUUGUGUAUGAUGAAUAAACAGGCACCUUGUUGAUUUGACUGCUUCCAGCGGCUUUGAGACCCAUUUCUUGCAAAUCCAAUUAACAUUACACAAAUACAAUAGGCCAAGUUUUAUUUCUAGAAAACAGGAUACAAAAAAAAGUCCCACAUAUAUAUAUAUAUAUAAUGGCAUAAAAUAUUUAAAAGCACUUAUCCCAUUGGCUGCCCAUCUCUGUGCUACAUGUGCUUAGUGUAGCAUCACUGUGGGGCAGUGAAAGGCCCCAAACUGUCCUCCACUUUAUCCAGUGUGUGACCCACUAUUCUAUGGGUUUUUUUUUUUUAAUAAAAAAAAAAAACAAUUUAAAAAAAAAAAUCCUAUUCCCAUCACCACUUAUGCACCCUCAGAGCAAUACUAUAUUGUAGCUAGGUACUACAACAAAUUUUAUACAAAACAAAAAAGGUAUUGCAUUUAUAAAAUAGCUUUUUCCCAUAAAAAAAAAAAGCCAUAAAAAUAAUCCUAUUGGUUGAAGCUUUUAGUUUCUGCUAACACGUUUCGAGGUACAUGGCAGAGUGUAUGGUGAAGUUGGUAUUGGGCAGGGAGUUGUUACGGACUGUAAAGCAUUGAUUAGUGCAGCAUAUGGUGUGUGGAUGUAGGUGUAUAGACAUAGUUAGUAUAGCAUAUUGUGCAAGUGGAUGCACAUGAAUAGAAUAUGUAUGCGCAUGGUUAGUACAGGAUACAGUAUGGGUAGAGCCAAUGGUAGUUCAGCAUGUGGUGAGUGUAGAUCUAUGGUUAGCACAGGAGCAGUGUGUGGAUACAAUUGUAGAGCCAUGUACAGAAUUCGAUUAGUAGAGCAUGCAUUGUACGUGAUUUAGACAUUGCAUUGUGUUGAGGGGGGGGUAUCUACCCUCCCUUUCAUGGGACCCCCGCACAGCAGAGGAAGGAUUGCUGGGCCCCCAGUAGAGCACAAUUGGUAGAGCCUGAGACAUUGGAAUGAAGCUUGCUUGAUUCAUGGCGUCCCCCGUCUGCGUAGCUCCAGUGUAAAUGCUGAAAAUAAAGAAGGGGGGAAUGUCAGUAUCGUUUCAUU